CGGAGUUAAACGUCAUCCAAGCGCACCAGGCUCUGGAUAAGGAUAAAAGCGAGCAGAGUGCAGAAGAGUCGGAUCUUCCAUGGCCCUGUGUUCGCUGACUAGCGCUCUGCGCUCUCUGAGCCUGGCAUCCCCGGCCAUUACCGCCCGGGUUCCGGCUCUACUCCCUGCUGCCCAGAUACUGAACAAUGGCCUCUUUCAACUGUCGCCUGCCAACCGAGCAGUGCAUCUGUCUGUGGACCGUAGUGCCAAGAUUGUUUCCUGGAAGAGCCGCACCAAGUACACAGUUAAACCAGUGAAGAUGAGGAAGUCUGGGGGUCGAGACCAUACAGGCCGCAUCCGAGUCCAUGGUAUUGGUGGGGGCCACAAACAGAAUUAUCGAAUGAUUGACUUCCUACGGUUCCGGCCAGAGAAGGAAACCAAGCCAGGACCCUUUGAGGAGAAGGUUGUCAUUGUCCGCUACGAUCCGUGUAGGUCUGCAGACAUAGCACUGGUUGCUGGGGGCAGCCGGAAACGUUGGAUCAUUGCCACAGAAAACAUGAAGGCAGGAGAUACGAUCCUCAAUUCCAACCAUAUAGGCAGGAUGGCAGUGGCUGCUCGGGAAGGGGAUGCGCAUCCUCUCGGAGCAUUACCUGUGGGGACCCUCAUCAACAAUGUGGAAAGUGAGCCUGGCCGAGGAGCCCAGUAUAUCCGUGCUGCAGGGACGUGUGGCGUGCUGCUUCGGAAGGUGAACGGAACAGCCAUUAUCCAGCUACCCUCUAAGAGGCAAAUGCAGGUGCUGGAGACGUGCACUGCCACUGUAGGCCGAGUUUCCAACGUUAAUCAUAACCAGAGGGUCAUCGGCAAGGCAGGACGGAACCGCUGGCUGGGCAAGAGGCCUAACAGUGGGCUCUGGCAACGCAAGGGGGGCUGGGCCGGCCGGAAAAUUCGGCCACUGCCCCCUAUGAAGAGUUACGUGAAGUUGCCCUCGGCUGCUGCCCAAAGCUGAUAGCUCUGGACUCUAAUAAAAUGCCCCUUGUUUUUAUCUG
This is a messenger RNA of Acomys russatus (golden spiny mouse), 1025 nucleotides long. It is a transcript of the gene Mrpl2, whose product is annotated as mitochondrial ribosomal protein L2. The record is from RefSeq and is a predicted model, not a curated record. Gene Ontology annotation, molecular function: RNA binding; structural constituent of ribosome. Gene Ontology annotation, biological process: cytoplasmic translation. Bases 80 to 985 code for a protein of 301 amino acids. Gene Ontology annotation, cellular component: ribosome. Lineage: Eukaryota; Metazoa; Chordata; Mammalia; Rodentia; Muridae. The transcript has 5 exons.